Exophiala bonariae is the source of this 1743-nucleotide messenger RNA. RefSeq lists its product as uncharacterized. The record is from RefSeq and is a predicted model, not a curated record. Gene Ontology annotation, molecular function: catalytic activity. NCBI's taxonomy places the organism in Eukaryota, Fungi, Ascomycota, Eurotiomycetes, Chaetothyriales, Herpotrichiellaceae. The transcript has 4 exons. Bases 1 to 1743 code for a protein of 580 amino acids.
AUGGAGGGGAACUCUCACUUCGAAAGCGAUAACACUCGCAAGACAAUCUCACCUGAGAAUUCCCGUUCUUCAAUACCAUCAGCCGCGAAAGAAAUCCUGACCAACUUCUUGACCAAGAACGCGAAGUUGGGGAUGCCAGCAGCAGUGACCAAAUAUGCUUCGUCCGUUACCUUCACGCCGAACGUCGAUUCAUUUCUGCCAACACCAAUGAAAAUGUCAGAGUCCGCAUCUGCCUUGUGGGCAUGCAUCGGACUAUUUGCAAGUGCUAUCUGCCAAGAACGCUAUGAUGCUGGAGAGCCAGAGAGGAUCGUAGUGGAUGUAUAUUCCGCGACAUUGAUGCUCUGCUCGGUAUUCUUAUUCCAGGUCAACGGAAAAGCCUUUGUCGAGAGCCCAGUGGCACCCAGAGUCAUUCAUCUUGAUAAGGGGCGCAAUCGCGAGACUUGGAGAAACACGGUAUCAAACAUGUACAAGACGAAAGACGAUCGAUAUUUCCACCUUCAUGGAAGCCUCAACGCAACACCUACGCUUCACAUGUUAGACUUACCAGAGCAUCGCCCUGAUUUAGAAGGCAAUGAGCACCUCGAGGCGAUCAAAGAUAUCUAUAGAGGCGUCGUAGCCAACCGAGACAGUUUGUCCCUGGAACUCGAGGCUAACGAAAGAUGGUUGCAGCCCGGCGCAAUUUGCCGAACCAUCGAUGAGUACGCGGCCACAUCGCAUGGCAAACUGAACAUCGAAGAGCCGCUCUAUACGAUUUACAAAACUCAAGAGCAGCUACCACCGGUACCUUGGCCCCACAGGCAAACCAGUGGCCGGCCUUUAGCAGGGAUCAGAGUACUCGACCUGACCAAAGUGAUUGCCGGUCCGACAGUAACACGAGUCUUAGCUUUAAUGGGAGCAGAGGUCUUACGCGUAUCGACGGACACCCAACCGGAGCCUUUGCCUUUCAUCGCAGACGGACAGAUCGGCAAACGAGAUGCUAAUAUCAAUCUCAAGACUCCCGAGGGAAAACGGCAGCUCGAUGAACUUCUUAAAGAAGCUGACGUUGUUGUUAGCAGUUACAGGCCUGGUGUCUUCGAAAGGAUGGGACUCGGGAGGAACUGGGCUCAUGAGCUCGCGCGUCGACGGGGUAAGGGGAUUAUCUACUGUAGGGAAAACUGCUAUGGCUGGAAAGGGGAAUGGAGCGGUCGAGCUGGGUACCAACCAAUCAGCGACUGUAUUACGGGGGCAUCUUGGGAGCAAGGGAAGUUCUUGGGACUUGAGGAACCAGUCAUGCCGCUUUUUCCCAAUUCUGACUCCCAAACUGGACUCACGGGAGGAGUUGCAGUCAUGCAAGCUCUUCUUCGAAGGGCGUCAGAGGGCGGCUCUUACAACGUCGACGUUGCCCUGAACACAUUCAACAAUUGGCUUGUCCGGGAAGUUGGAUUGCACGACAAACAAACACAGGUUUCGUUGCGAGCUUUACACCCAGAAUUUCUUCCAAGACACGAUACCGGGUUCUUUGAGAUGGCCCCAAUGAUUUUGGGAACCACCAGAAAGUCCAAUGGCACUGGACCAGAUCAACUUUGGGACCGAGCGAGAUUCACGACAGGCAUCAUCCGAUGGGGUCAGGAGGGAGAGGAAGCAGAGUACCUUGACUGGAGGCGAAUAGUUUCUGUGAUUAGUAAAGGGGAAAAAAGUGAAGUUGUGUUUGAGUUUGAACAUGAGUCGUGUAUCCCAGGAUCAGAUAAGGCGAGGUGGCUUUGA